AUUCAGUUCUAAGGUUUCUGUCUGUGGAGAUACACUCUAGAUCAUGUAUGUGAUACUUUUAACACAGCAGGUGUGUGUAUGUGUGUGUGUGUGUGUGCUUGAGAUGAUUGACAUAGCAGUCAGGUUGUAUUUCUGGUCUUCAGUAUCUACUUGGCCCCGUUUCUCUGGCUGCCUCUAGUCUUCUGAAACGCCAUCUUAUUGGAAGUCUGUCACUCCAGUCUGGACAGAGAGAGUGGAGACAUUUUGAGCCCUGGCUAUCUUCAUCCCAAAACACAUAGGUUGCAUCCAGCCAUGGAACGGGACCCUGCAGAGGAGAGUGAAGCUAAGGAUGAAGCUCCCGAUGCUGAGCUGGCCACAGCUAUCAUGAAGAGGCACUUCCGUCCAUCCCUGAUCAAGACUGAGGCCUGGGAGGGAUACACUUUCGCUGACCUGGAGAUUAAAAUCAAGGAGUCGACUGACUGUUACGGUGCUGUGCUGUGGCCUUCAGCCAUGGUUUUGUGUCAUUUCCUUGACACUCAUCGGGAAAAGUACAACCUUGUGGACAAGAACGUCAUCGAGAUUGGAGCUGGAACUGGCCUUGUCACUAUAGUAUGCAGCCUUCUAGGUGCAAAAGUGACGUCCACAGACCUUCCCGAUGUUCUGAGUAACCUGCGGUACAACGUUAGCCGUAACACCAGGGGGCACUGUCGCUAUGAGACCCAGGUGAUGGAGCUCAGCUGGGGGCAGCAGCUGGAAGAGCGCUUCCCCCAUGCCUCCUGUCACUACGACUACAUUAUGGCAGCUGAUGUGGUGUAUGCUCAUCCUUACCUCGAUGAACUGAUGGAGACGUUUGAACACCUGUGCUCGCAGGACACUGUGAUCCUGUGGGCAAUGAGGUUCAGGCUGGAGCCUGAGAACAGCUUUGUGGACAGAUUUCAAACCCGCUUCCACUUGGAAGAGCUCUAUGACCUGCCCAGUCUGCGAAUUAAGUUGUACAGAGCGCAAAAGAAAGUCUCACAGAGUCAGUCUGGGGCUGCAGCAUAGAACUGAGGGUGAAACUGUCCUGGAUUUAUUGUGUGUGGACAUUUAGCUGUUUUAGUCAGGACUGUAUGUCACCAGAAUGCUAACAAUUUUGACAUUGAUAGCAGACCAAACUGGUCUCUGUGAGGAAAAAUAAUUUUUUCUUUUUUUUUUUUUUUUUGGGAUAAAAAUGCAGCUUUUCUUUUAAAACGUUAAAAUACUGGCAUGCCAGCUGUUGGAUUAAAUUAACUGUAGGCAUGUUUCUAACUUUGAAUUGUAAACUCUCAGUUAGCAGCUAAAGAAACUAUGUUUCCGGUGUCAAUUCCAGUGAUUGUUUCCAGAGUUGUUCAUUACAAAUAUUAUUCUCAGUAUAACAGUUUGGCUGAAAAGUAGAAGUGUUGAAUGGUUACAUACCACAUUUUCAAGGUCGUCUCAGACUCCACCAUAUAUAUGUAAAUGUUGCCUUCACAAUUAUUGACACCCAACAAACGAGCAAAGUGAGCUAGAAAAACAUUCGGUAUUACUUAUCCCUUUGAUCUUUUAUUCAACAUAUUUUUAAAAAUUAACCUUUGUACAGCAUUUGAAACAAAAGACUUAAAUCUUAUCAUGAAGCAAAUAUUUUUUCUCAAAUCUACAGUGGUGCUUAAAAGUUUGCGAACCCUUUAGAACUUUCUAUAUUCCUGCAUAAAUGUGACCUAAAACUUCAUCAGAUUUUCACUCACGUCCUAAUAGUAGGUAAAGAAAACCAAAUUAAACAAAUGAGACAAAAAUAUGA
Molecule: messenger RNA, 1774 nt
Organism: Pygocentrus nattereri (red-bellied piranha)
Lineage: Eukaryota; Metazoa; Chordata; Actinopteri; Characiformes; Serrasalmidae
Gene: mettl21e
Product: methyltransferase like 21e
Exons: 4
Coding region: 292-1023 (243 amino acids)
Biological process (GO): peptidyl-lysine methylation
Cellular component (GO): cytoplasm; cytosol
Molecular function (GO): protein-lysine N-methyltransferase activity
Source: RefSeq, a predicted model, not a curated record